AGAUAGCGGCCAUCCCAUGGCCUCAUUGUCCUAUUGUGGCUGCAGGAUAUAUAGUACGGCGCAAAUACUGCUUUGCUGGUGAAUGGGCUCAAGCCUGAGUCAACAUCAAUGUCUUCCUCAACGCAGGACCUCAUCCCACAACCUCAACUCGGGAACACAUUUGGGGCACUUUUUAUCGGGGUCAUCAUUGCAACAAUGCUCUUUGGUCUAACCAAUGUUCAAGCUUUCUUCUACUUUCAGACGAACAAGGGCACAGGGAUCACAUUCAAUAAGCUGGCCGUCCUCUGGCUUUGGAUACUUGAUGCUCUGCACAUGUUCUUAAUAGUCCAUUGCAUCUACUAUUAUUUGGUGACGAACUACGCGAACAUCAGUGCACUCACAAACAUUGUAUGGAGCUUCAAACUUCAGAUCAUCAUCGAUGUUUUAAUCGUCUAUGGGGUACAUCUGUAAGUUUGUAUGUCUAUCGCAUGUGGUUAUCGCCGAGGGCCGAUCAAAAGUCCUCCCUAUAACAGUGGGCACAAUCGUAAUACUAG
Molecule: messenger RNA, 533 nt
Organism: Suillus clintonianus
Lineage: Eukaryota; Fungi; Basidiomycota; Agaricomycetes; Boletales; Suillaceae
Exons: 9
Source: RefSeq, a predicted model, not a curated record